Messenger RNA from Indicator indicator, 1721 nucleotides. RefSeq names its product propionyl-CoA carboxylase subunit beta (gene PCCB). Gene Ontology annotation, cellular component: mitochondrion. Lineage: Eukaryota; Metazoa; Chordata; Aves; Piciformes; Indicatoridae. The transcript is spliced from 15 exons. Gene Ontology annotation, molecular function: propionyl-CoA carboxylase activity. The record is from RefSeq and is a predicted model, not a curated record. Bases 1 to 1599 code for a protein of 532 amino acids.
AUGGCGGCGCUGCGCCUGGUGCAGCGGGUGGUGCGGCUGUCCCGGCUGUCCCCGUGUCGGGCCGCCUCGGGGAGCCCUACGCCCUCCGUGCCCGAGCGCAUCGAGGAGAAGCGCCGAGCCGCGUUGCUCGGUGGCGGCCAGGCCCGCAUCGACGCCCAGCACAAGCGGGGAAAGCUGACAGCAAGGGAACGAAUUCUGCUGCUCUUGGACGCUGACAGUUUUGAUGAAUAUGACAUGUUUGUGGAACACAGGUGUUCUGACUUUGGGAUGGACUCUAGUAAGAAUAAGUAUCCUGGAGACAGUGUGGUGACUGGUCGUGGACGGAUUAAUGGAAGACUGGCUUAUGUUUUCAGUCAGGAUUUUACUGUAUUUGGAGGCAGUUUAUCUGGAGCUCACGCCCAGAAGAUCUGCAAGAUCAUGGAUCAAGCUGCUAUGGUCGGAGCACCUGUGAUUGGGCUGAAUGACUCUGGAGGAGCCCGUAUCCAGGAGGGAGUGGAGUCCUUGGCAGGCUAUGCAGACAUAUUUUUGAGAAAUGUUCUGUGUUCUGGGGUAGUUCCACAGAUCUCCCUCAUUAUGGGUCCUUGUGCUGGUGGAGCUGUGUAUUCGCCUGCUCUCACUGAUUUCACGUUCAUGGUGAAGGAUACAUCCUAUCUCUUCAUCACUGGCCCGGAUGUAGUUAAGUCUGUUACCAAUGAAGAUGUCACCCAGGAGCAGCUUGGGGGUGCAAGAACGCACACUGCUGUAUCUGGAGUGGCUCACAGAGCCUUUGAGAACGAUAUAGAUGCUUUACUUCAGCUUCGAGAGUUCAUUAAUUAUUUACCUCUUAGCAACCGGGAUCCAGCUCCAGUUUGUGAAUGCCAUGAUCCCAGUGACCGUUUGGUUCCUGAGCUGGACACAGUUGUCCCAACUGAAUCUACUAAAGCCUAUGACAUGCUGGAUAUCAUACACUCUAUUGUGGAUGAAAGGGAGUUCUUCGAGAUCAUGCCUUCCUACGCCAGAAACAUAGUUGUUGGAUUUGCCAGGAUGAAUGGACGAACGGUUGGGAUAGUUGGCAACCAACCCAAAGUAGCAUCAGGGUGCUUAGACAUAAAUUCUUCAGUGAAGGGAGCCCGCUUUGUUCGUUUCUGUGAUGCUUUCAACAUACCACUGAUUACCUUUGUGGAUGUUCCUGGAUUUUUGCCAGGUACAGCUCAGGAGUAUGGUGGAAUCAUACGUCAUGGUGCAAAGCUAUUGUUUGCCUUUGCAGAAGCAACUGUGCCUAAAAUCACUAUCAUCACCAGAAAGGCCUAUGGGGGUGCCUAUGAUGUGAUGAGCUCAAAGCAUUUAAGAGGAGAUGCAAAUUAUGCCUGGCCUACUGCAGAAGUGGCAGUGAUGGGAGCAAAGGGUGCUGUCCAGAUCAUUUUCAGAGGAAAAGAGGCAAAUGCAGAAGCAGAAUAUGUAGAGAAGUUUGCAAACCCCUUCCCAGCAGCCAUGAGAGGGUUUGUUGAUGAUAUCAUCCAACCUUCGACCACCCGCAGGCGCAUCUGCCAUGACCUAGAGGUGCUGGCCAGUAAAACACAGUCCAGUCCCUGGAAGAAGCAUGCCAACAUCCCACUGUGAGUGUGAGGAGGAGCCUUGCCAUGCUGGGUGAUGUGGCAGUAGUCUGAUCACAUAUAUUCUGUUUCAGUGGAGGUCUACUUUGCAUUGGAAAUAUUCCUUUUGAUUUUGCUAAUGACUAUCAA